Molecule: messenger RNA, 1272 nt
Organism: Myiozetetes cayanensis
Lineage: Eukaryota; Metazoa; Chordata; Aves; Passeriformes; Tyrannidae
Gene: TRMT112
Product: tRNA methyltransferase activator subunit 11-2
Exons: 5
Coding region: 17-394 (125 amino acids)
Biological process (GO): rRNA (guanine-N7)-methylation; peptidyl-glutamine methylation; tRNA methylation
Molecular function (GO): protein heterodimerization activity
Source: RefSeq, a predicted model, not a curated record
UCCGGGAGGGGCCGCCAUGAAGCUGCUGACCCACAACCUGCUGAGCUCGCACGUGCCGGGGCUGCGGCCCGGGGGGGGCUUCCCCCUCAAAAUUGAGGCCGCCGAGGUCUGGGUCCGGCCCGUCCUGCUCAACGCGGCCUUCGUGUCCCGCCUGGUGCCGCGGCUGCGCUGGGAUGUGCUCAGGGAGGCGGCUGAGAGCUUGGGGCACCCCUCGGAGCUGCCCCCCGAACCCACCCCCGACUACGAGGGGGACGAGGAGUUCCUGAGGAGGCUCCACCACGUCCUGCUCGAGGUGGAGGUGCUGGAGGGGUCCCUGCAGUGCCCGGACUCGGGGAGGCGAUUCCCGAUCUCCAAAGGGAUUCCCAACAUGUUACUGAGCGAGGACCAGGCCUGAGGGGGGGCCCCCAAAUUUAUAGGGGGGACCCCCAAUUUAUGAGGGGGUUCCCCAAUUUGUGGGAGGAUCCCGAAUUUACGAGGGUGUCCCAAAUUUAUGGGGAGGGUCCCCAAUUUAUUGGGGGAUCCCGAAGUUAUGGAGAGGAAGGAAUUUAUGGGGGGGUCACCAAUUUGUGAUGGGGAGGGGAUCCCAAAUUUAUGGGGGGUCACCAAUUUAUGAGGUGAUCCCAAAUUUAUGGGGAUUUCCCAAUUUAUGGGAGCAUCCCCAACUUAUGGGGGGUUAUCCCAAAUUUAUGGGGGGGAACCAAUUUAGGGAGGGAGUCCCAAAUUUAUAGGGGGGGUCACCAAUUUAAGGGAGGGACCCCCAAUUUAAGGGAGGGAUCCCAAAUUUUUGGGGGGGUCCCCAAUUUAUAUGGGGGGUCACCAAUUUACAGAGGAGUCCCCAAUUUAUGGGAGGGAUCCCCAGUUUAUGGGGGGGUCACCAAUUUACAGAGGAGUCCCCAAUUUAUGGGGGGAUCCCCACCUUAUGGGGGGGGUACCAAAUUUAAGGGAGGGACCCCCAAUUUAAGGGAGGGAUCCCAAACUUUUGGGGGGGUCCCCAAUUUAUGGGGGGGGUCACCAAUUUACAGAGGAGUCCCCAGUUUAUGGGAGGGACCCCCAAUUUAUGGGGGGAUCCCCAAUUUAUGGGGGGGGUACCAAAUUUAAGGGAGGGACCCCAAUUUAAGGGAGGGAUCCCCAAUUUAUGGGGGGGGUCCCAAAUUUUUAGGGGGGUCCCCAGUUUAAGGUACGGACCCCCAAUUUAAGGGAGGGAUCCCAAAUUUAUGGGGGGGUCCCCAAUUUAAGGGGGGGUCACCAAUUUAUGGGGGAAUUCUCAGUUUG